CAUUUUUCUAGUUUCUCACUUUCUUCCCCUUCGAUAUAUCCUCAUGUGAAUUACAUUUAUUUGGUUUCUGCAAAUUUCGAUAUGAGAGAACUCAAUGCACCACCGGGGAAGUCAGAUGCGGUAUCAUACACAUGUACCUGUGGAGAGCCGGGGGUUGUUCUUCUCUUCUACCGUUACUAUGCCAAUUCGCCCAUGCUCCCAGAGCAGUACCUGCCAGAAACUAUUGAUCCUGAAAAGCUCGCAGAGUUCCACCGCAAACAAGGGAGGCUUUGCAAUCUAAGCGGCAAGGUACGAGUCUCGAAAGAGGGUUUCAACAUUACUGUGGCAGGCAGUGAAGAAGGCAUUCAGAAGUACAUCACAGCUUGCUGUUCACAUUGGAGCUUUUCGGGGUUAGUGCUGGACUUCGAUGCCUCCGUCGGCACAGAAUCAAACGAUGAAGUGGAAAGAAGGAGAGAUGAGUUCUUCAAACCAACCCCCGGGUGCCGCUGUGUCUUUCAGGGGAUCUUAAAUGUCAGGGUUACGGCGGAGAUCACGCCACUGGGAGUAACCAACUAUUCACCAUCAACGUGGGAAGCAGUGCAGGCACUUGAGCCAGCCGAAUUCCACCAGAAGUGCCUGGAUGAGAAGGUUAAGCUCGUUGAUGUGAGGAACUACUACGAAUCCAGGAUUGGCUAUUUCGUGUCUCCCACGAGCGGGGAGGCAGUGAAACCGCCCAUCCGUCGGUUCAGCCAGUGGCCACAGUGGGUGAAGGAGCAUGGGGAUAAGAUCACGGGGAACGACGAGGAGAAGGAUAAACCGCAAGUGUUGACGUACUGCACUGGCGGAAUCAGGUGUGAAAAGGGCGUCAGAUGGAUGGAAGAGUACAUGUCCAAAGAUGAGCUACGCGACCAGGGACAAAUUUACACACUCAAAGGCGGCAUUGCGGCGUAUCUCACUUGGAUGGAAGCCGAGAUAGGUACAGGCAAGAAAGCGGCCGAGGACUCACUGUUCAAGGGCCGGAACUAUGUCUUUGACGCCCGGGGCUCGACAGGAUUACCUGGAACCGAACCAGUGUCGAAUUGUCAUAGCUGUGGUGUCUCUUCGGACCAUCUGAGUAAGUGUGUAUCGCCUGGGUGCCAUUUAGUGCUUGUAGUUUGCCCGGCUUGCGAGUUAGGCAACGUGAGGUGCUGCGACGACUGUUUGAAGCUGUGUCACGAGGAGCAGUCGGGCGAAGCUGCGGGACAAAGACGCCCGAAGCCUCUGUGCGAGUGUGAACAGGCUCGGGAGAGAGAGCUUUGGGCUGGCGAGAGAGUGAAGGAGCCUAAGAAGCAGGGCUGGCGGAAGAAAAAGAGGAUGCAAGAUGGAAACGGGAAGAAGUUGGAUAUCAGGAUCAAGGUGGCAGAGUAAGUGCAACUUUACGCAUUAGGCUGGAUAUACUCCAAGCGGGCACCCGACGAGCACCAGACGCUGCACGGACAAAUCACGGCGUCAUAGCGGACCAAAACCGAAGCACAUGAAGCCUGAAGGGAGGCGAUAAAGUUUUAUGGGAUAUGAUUUGCUGAGCCGUCAGCACCAUAUCGGCCUUAUAUAGGUAACCCUGAGGGAUAUCCUGGGCCGAGUAUAGCAAACAAGUUUUCGUGGGGUCGAGUUCUCGGACUUGCAUGGGAAUUUGUGAAGCGUCCCGCUUGGAAACGCUUCCGCAUGCUCUGGUAGGACCGAUAUUUGUUAUCCAGGCACCAACCGCGGACGUCGGAUCAUCGCAUGCAACUUGUCAGCGCCAACGAAUUGCAACGCACCACGACAAAAAAUCCCAAAAAUGAGGCGCUCAACUAUUACCCCCUUCGAAUAAUAGCCAAGACGUUCCACCAUGUUCCCCUACGCUCAAUUGGGCUGGCCGGACUAUCACGUGAACGCUAAGCCUCACCCAUGCACCCAUGUUCCAACAUAUAUAUCGAGUCGAUUUCCCCGCGCGCGCCUGUCUCUUCUUUCCUCGUCACC
This is a messenger RNA of Pseudogymnoascus verrucosus, 1977 nucleotides long. RefSeq lists its product as uncharacterized. The record is from RefSeq and is a predicted model, not a curated record. Lineage: Eukaryota; Fungi; Ascomycota; Leotiomycetes; Thelebolales; Thelebolaceae. The coding region runs from base 82 to 1386 and encodes 434 amino acids. The transcript has a single exon.